AGUUCACAAAUUUUCCUCCCAUCGAUCACAUGAUUACAUGUCAUUCGCCAUAUUCACGGUGGAUAAUUUGAGGAAGAACUGCUGAGAAAGAUAUCCACAUUUUACUCGUCUGUAAGGGAAAUUUCUUUGAUUUGGAACAUGGCAGAUAACAAACCAAUAUACACACCGUUCUUCGGCUCAAUGGGUGCUACAGCCGCCAUAGCUUUCAGCGCUCUGGGAGCUGCCUAUGGAACAGCUAAAUCUGGUACUGGAAUUGCAGCCAUGUCCGUGAUGAGGCCUGAACUGAUUAUGAAGUCCGUCAUCCCUGUGGUCAUGGCUGGUAUUCUGGCUAUUUAUGGAUUGGUGGUAGCUGCAGUAAUAGCCAACAGCAUUGAUAAAGAUUAUACCAUAUUCAAGAGCUUCACACAUUUAGGAGCUGGUCUUAGUGUAGGCCUCAGCGGUCUCGCUGCAGGAUUUGCCAUCGGAAUUGUGGGUGACGCAGGGGUACGUGGUACGGCACAGCAACCUCGACUGUUUGUGGGAAUGAUUCUAAUUCUUAUUUUUGCUGAAGUAUUGGGAUUAUACGGAUUUAUCGUAGCCCUAAUUUUGGCGACCAGAAAUGAGAGUUAAUUCAUCUCUUCCAUGACUGAACGUGUACAAACUCUAAAAUGCUGGUCAGAUAUUAUACUGUGUGUGUAAGAGAGGGGUCGAUUAAAGUAACUUUAUAUAAAUCCUGUACAUUUUAAGUAAACCCAUGUGAAACUACUUUGUCAUUGACAUUGUAUAAGGUCUGGAUGUGGUAGUGUUGUUAGAACAUUGUUGUAAAUGCUGUGUUAUAAUCAUUCCAUAGUCGGCCAGUUUAUUCUAGAUCUUGUGCAUCAUUCUGUGGUUUGUGUGAAGUCAAACAUGGGUCUCAAUUCUGUGUACCUUGAAACGUAAAAGUUCUAAAAGUAUUUCUGCUCAAUCAUUCUGACAUUUCUGUUCUGUAGUCCAUUUCCAGACCCCCACCCCUACACACAGCCCCUACCCCCCACCCCAGCCGUAAACUAUGAAAUUCUUUUACUACACAAGGUACGUGUACAUACUAAGCUGUACAUAUGGUAACAAAAAAUAUUUAUAUUGUCUGUUAUUCCGUGUUGAGCUGAAUUUGGAAAUUUGCAGAAAUAAGAAAAUAUAUGUAAAAUCGAAAUGCUUUCUACAUAUAAUGUUUGCCCUUGCCUAAUGAACAAUGUCAAUUUUUAAAUUUCUUCAUCGUUUUAAUCCAACAGGAUGUGUUUAUAUAUAGAGUAAGAAUUAUGUCUUAAAUCACCGUGGAGCUAGAUCUAGCAGCGAAUCUGUAUUAGGUUAAUACCAUUGUUUCAAGUAUGCCAAGUGGCAAUAAAAUAAAUUAAAAUUGAA
Molecule: messenger RNA, 1377 nt
Organism: Ostrea edulis (European flat oyster)
Lineage: Eukaryota; Metazoa; Mollusca; Bivalvia; Ostreida; Ostreidae
Product: V-type proton ATPase 16 kDa proteolipid subunit c-like
Exons: 3
Coding region: 139-609 (156 amino acids)
Biological process (GO): proton transmembrane transport
Cellular component (GO): proton-transporting V-type ATPase, V0 domain
Molecular function (GO): proton-transporting ATPase activity, rotational mechanism
Source: RefSeq, a predicted model, not a curated record